CGAUUUUCUUAUCAAAUUUCUAAAUUAUAUAUAUAUAUUACUAUAUAUCAUAUUUUUAAAGUACUCCAAAAUUUCAAGUAUUAUUCUUGUACCUUUCAUAUGGCACAAUGCCCAUGAGAAACCGGAUACGGAACUUGUUCAGGCGGAACAAACGAAAGCGCUUUGCAUCCGAAUACCAGGAACCCAAUGAUGAGAAUAGGGGCAAUGCCCAGGACACGGGCAGUGCAGAAGAGGAUAAGGAGGAGAACAAGGUGGAGAUUCUGCCGCCUCCAGCGAUGGAGGGUGAGAUGCCCACCUACUUCCACGUGGGUCUGCUGGCCAAGAUGUGCCUCACCCACGGCUACACCAUCGGACGCUGGAAGCUGCAGUGCACCUCGAAGACGGAGAAGGAAUUCUAUCUGAGCAGCUUCGGCGAGGGCUACCCGACCUGGAAAUCUGUCUACGGAGGACUGGAGGCGUACAAAGAGCAAGGCCCCUUUCACGCAUCCCUCUCCUGGUUGUCGGAUGGAGACCUGCUUUCAGAUCUUGGGGCACAUGGUAAUGCGCUGGGCGGGUCAUGGUCCGCCACAGUGAAGUCUAUGGUCAGCGCUGGUCAGACCGAUGGAUGCAAAUUUCAAUGCAAGCUGAAGUGCGGCUUCGAUCGAAAUCCUGGAAAAUUGCAAAUUUAUAUUCCCCUAUACAGGGAACCCCUAUUAAUGGGCUACAUUAUGCUGGAGCCGGCCAAAAACUAUUUGUUGGGCUACCGCACGGUGUUCAAUGUGGAGGAUAGGGACUUCAAUAUGCACGCCUUCUGCGGAGGAUUUAGCAACGAUAACACAGAAGUCGGACUGAAAGUGGAGAAUUUCGAGACGCUCCGAGGAUCGAUAUUCCAGCGCCUUGGCGAAAAGUGGGCUGUGGCAUUGAAGGCCAACCUGUAUGGAAACGUGAGUGCCAAGACCAUCACCAUUGGAGGUCAGUACGAAUGGGAACCUGGAACCCUGCUGAAGGCCAAGGUGCGAGGAGAUACACGCCUUGGGUUCAUCUUUCAGAGAAAACUGCGCGAAGACAUUGAAGUUCUCUUCCACGUUGGCUUCGAUGGAAGGGAUUCCAUUAAUGGGAAGCACAAGUUCGGCGCAUCCUGGUACUUUAAUGUGUAGGAUGGCUGGC
Molecule: messenger RNA, 1146 nt
Organism: Drosophila santomea
Lineage: Eukaryota; Metazoa; Arthropoda; Insecta; Diptera; Drosophilidae
Product: voltage-dependent anion-selective channel
Exons: 3
Coding region: 108-1136 (342 amino acids)
Biological process (GO): monoatomic anion transmembrane transport
Cellular component (GO): mitochondrial outer membrane
Molecular function (GO): voltage-gated monoatomic anion channel activity
Source: RefSeq, a predicted model, not a curated record